AUGUGGGGAAGGGUCUCAGGUGUCCCUCUCGUGUCGCGGUUCCCGCCGCUGACGUGUCCGCACGUCUGUCCCCAGGCGUGUCCGUCUGUCCCCAGCCCAGAUAUUGUCACUGUCACCGCCGGCGCCGGCCCCACUUGGGGACGGGACGUGGCCGCGGCCAUGGGGGGGACGCGAGGGACGGUGCUGGUGGCCCUGAGCUGCGCCAUCGCAGCCGCCCUGGUGGGGACAACCAGAGCCCAGGGGAGCUCCAGGGAGCUCCUGAACAUCACAGAGACCACCACGACCUCCUCGGAGACCACCAUGGACAUCACAGAGACCACCACGAUCUCCUCGGAGACCACCAUGGACAUCAAUGGGACCACCACGACCUCCUCGGAGACCACCACGGACAUCAAUGGGACCACCACGACCACCUCGGAGACCACCUCCACCAUCUCGGUGACCACCACGACCACCCCAGAGGCCACCACCACCUCCUCAGGGUCCUCCAUGACCAUCUCAGGGACACCCACAACCACACCAGUGACCACCACGACGACCUCAGGAACCAUCCCGACCACCACAGAGGUGACACCAACCACCUCAGGGAGCUCCACAACCGUCCCAGAGACCUCCACGACCACCUCGGCGUCUCCCACAACCACCUCAGAGACCUCCACGUCCAUCCCGGGGCCCACCCUGUCCACCUCAGGAAGCUCCACGACCACCCCAGUGACCACCGUGAUCUCAGUGACCACCACCACCACCCCUAAGACCACCUCGACCAGCUCAGGGACCUCUCCAACCUCCUCAGGGACCUCCACGACCAACACAGAAAUCUCCACCACCACCCCAAGGUCCUCCACGACCAGCACAGAGACCUCCACCGCCCCAGUGACCACCACGAGCACCCCAGAGGUGACACCAACCAACACAGAGACCUCCACGACCAUCACAGGGCCCACCAUGCCCACCACAGGGACCACCUCAAGGACCUCCACCGCUGCACCAGAGACCAUCACAACCUCCUCAGUGACCACCACGACUUCAGUGACCACUCCCAAGGCCACCACGACCACCCCAGGGACCACCACGACCUCAGUGACCACACCAGAGACCAUCUCGACCACCACAGGGACCACCUCGACCACAUCAGGGCCCACCCCAAGCACCUCAGAGACCUCCACGACCACCACAGGGACCUCCACGACCACCUCAGGCACCACAACAGUGACCACCGUGCCCACCACAGGGACCUCCACGACCAGCACAGAAGUCUCCACGACCACCCCAGUGACCACCCCGACCUCCUCAGAGACCUCCACCACCACCCCAGGGACCACCACGACCUCAGUGACCACUCCUAAGGCCACCACGACCACCUCAGGAUCGUCCACGACCACCCCUGAGACCAUCUCGACCACCACAGGGACCACCCUGACCAUCACAGGGUCCUCCACGACCACCCCAGUGACCUCCACCACCACCCCAAGGUCCUCCACGACCAGCACAGAGACCUCCACGACUUCAGUGACCACCACGACCACCCCUACGACCACCCUGACCACCACAGGGACCUCCACGACCACCCCAGAGGCCACUCCAUCCACCUCAGAGAGCUCCACAACCACCUCACGGACCACCACCACCUCCUCAGGGUUCUCCACGACCACCUCGGGGAGCUCCACGACCAACACGGAGACCCUCACAACCGCCUGGGGGUCUCCCACAACCACCUCAUGGACCACCACGACCACCACAGGGCCCACCCUGUCCACCUCAGGAAGCUCCACGACCAGCACAGCGAUCUCCACGACCGCACCAGUGACCACCGUGAUCUCAGUGACCACCACCACCACCCCUAAGACCACCUCGACCAGCUCGGGGACCUCUCCAACCUCCUCAGGGACCUCCACGAGCACCUCAGGGCCCACCACGACCAGCACAGAGACCCCCAUGAGCACCUCAUGGACCACCCUGACCUCCUCAGGGACCUCCACGACCCCAGGGAGCUCCACGACCACCCCGGUGAGCAGCCCAACCACCUCAUGGACCACCUCAACCUCCUCAGGGACCUCCACGGCCACCUCAGGGACCGUGAGCACCACCCCAGAGACUUCCACGACCAUCGCAGAGCCAACCACGACCACCACGGGGACCUCCACGACCUCAGGGACCUCCACGACCACCCCAGGGAGCUCCACGACCACAGCAGGGACGCCCACGACCACCCCAGUGACCACCACGACCUCCUCAUGGACCACCCCAACAUCCUCAGGGACCUCCACGACCCCAGGGAGCUCCACGACCACCCCGGUGAGCAGCCCAACCACCCCAUGGACCACCCCGACCACAUCAGGAACCGCCACGAGCACCAGAGAGACCCCCACAACCACCACAGGGACCAUCCCGAGCACCGCAGAGACCUCCACGACCUCACCAGUGACCACCACAACCACCCUGGUGACCACCAGGACCAGCACAGAGACCCCCAUGAGCACCUCAUGGGCCACCACGACCUCCUCAGGGACCUCCACGGCCACCUCAGGGACCGCGAGCACCACCCCGGAGACUUCCACGACCAUCGCACACCCAACCACGACCACCACGGGGACCUCCACGACCACCUCAGAGUCCACCACAACCUCCUCAGGCACCUCCACGACCUCAGAGACCACCCCAACCACCCCAUGGACCACCACGACCUCCUCAGCAUCCACCACGACCACCUCAGGGACCACCCCGACCGUCCCAGAGACCACCCCAACCUCCUCAGGGUCCACCACGACCACCCCAGGGACCUCCACAGCCUCACCAGUGACCUCCACCACAGCCACGACCACCGAAGCGACCGCCGUGACCACCCCAUGGACCACCACGACCUCCUCAGGUUCUGCCACCACCACCACAGGGACCACCCCGACCAUCUCAGGGUCUUCAACAGCCACCUCAUGGACCUCCACCACCACCUCAGGGACCACCACCACCUCCUCAGGCCCAACCACGACCACCCCAGGGACCAGCCCAACCACCUCAGUGUCCUCCACAACCUCCUCAGGCUCCACCGUGACCACGUCUGGGACCUCAACGACCUCAGGGACCACCACAGCCACCCCUGGGACCACCCCAACCUCCUCAGGGACCACCCCGACCAUCACAGGAACCACCCCGACCAUCACUGGGACCUCCACGACCAUCACAGGGACCACCCCGACCACCUCAGGGACCACCACGACCAGCACAGGGACCACCGCGACCACUCCAGAAGCCACUCCACCCACCACAGGGACCUCCCUGAGCACCUCAGGUGCUGCCACAACCCCUCCUGAGACCACCCCAGCCACCACAGUGACCACCACGACCACACCAGAGAUGCCCACGACCUCCUCAAGGUCCACCACGACCUCCUCAGGGUCCACCACGACCACACCAGAGAUGCCCACGAUCUCCUCAGGGUCCACCACGACCAUCACAGGGACCAUCCCAAGCACCACAGAGACCUCCACGACCACCUCAGGAACCACCCUGCCCACCACGGAGACCUCCAUGACCUCAGUGACGUCCACCACCUCCUCGGGCUCCACCUCAACCACCUCAGGGACCUCCACCACCACACCAGAGACCCCCACGACCACCUCGGGGACACCCACGGCCAUCCCAGUGACCACCACGACCUUGGGGACCACCACGAUCGCAGCAGAGACCACCACGACCACCACAGGGACCUCCACAACCAUGCCAGGGACCACCAUGGCCACCUCAUGGACCACCAUGGCCACCUCAUGGACCACCACCGCCUCCUCAGGCUCCACCACGACCACCUCAGGGACCUCCACAACCACCCCAGAGACGCCCACAGCCACCACAGGGACCUCCACCACCUCAGGCACCACCACGAUGCCAUCGGUGUCCACCACAACCACCCCAGAAACCUCCAGGACCACCUCAGGCUCCACCACGACCACAUCUGGGACCUCAACGACCUCAUGGACCAGCACAGAGCCCACCACGACCCCAGUGAUGUCCACCACCACCUCCUCGGGCUCCACCACGACCACCCCAGGGACUUCCACGACCUUCCCAGAGGCCACCACGACCUCAGUGACGUCCACCACCUCCUCGGGCUCCACCGCGACCACGUCUGGGACCUCAACGACCUCAGGGACCACCACAGCCACCCCUGAGACCGCCCCAACCACCCCAGGGACCACCACGACCACCUCAGGGUCCAUCACGACCUCCUCAGGCACCUCCACGACCUCAGAGAUCUCCACGACCACCCCAUGGACCUCCACGACCUCCGCAGUGACUUCCACAACCUCAUGGACCACCCUGACCACCACAGAGACCACCCCGAGCACCCCAGAGACCCCCACGGCCACCCCAGGAACCACCCCAAGCACCCUGGUGACCACCAGGACAACCUCCGGGUCCACCACGACCAUCCCAGGGACCAGCCCAACCACCUCAGGGUCUUCAACAACCACCUCAUGGACCUCCACAACCACCCCAGGCUCCACCACCACCUCCUCAGAGCCCGCCAUGACCUCAGUGACGUCCACCACCCCCUCGGGCUCCACCUCGACCACCUCAGGGACCUCCACGACCACACCAGAGACCCCCACGACCACCUCAGGGACCUCCAUGACCAUGCCAGGGACCACCACCACCUCCUCAGGCUCCACCACGACCACGUCAGGGACCUCCCCAACCUCAUCAGGGUCCACCACAACCACAUCCGGGACCUCAACGACCUCAUGGACCACCAUGGCCACCCCUGAGACCGCCCCAACCAUCCCAGGGACCUCCACCACCACCUUGGAGACCACCUCAACCACCUCAGGGUCUACCACGACCUCAGGGACCACCCCAACCACCCCAUGGACCUCCACGACCUCCUCAGCGUCCACCACGACCACCUCAGGGACCACCCCGACCGUCCCAGAGACCACCACGACCACACCCGUGACCACCACAACCUCCCCAGAGACCCCCACAACCUCAGGGUCCACCACAACCACCUCAGGCUCCACCGCGACCACGUCUGGGACCUCAACAACCUCAGGGACCACCACGAUGACUUCAGUGUCCACCACGACCACCCCAGGGCCUUCCACGACCUUCCCAGAGCCCACCACGACCUCAGGGACCACCACGACCAUCUCAGGGUCUUCCACGACCACACCAGAGACCUCCACAACCACGUCAGGGACCUCCACAACUUCAGGGACCAGCACGACCUCAGUGACAUCCACCACCUUCUCAGGCUCCACCACGACCACCCCAGGGAGCAGCCCAAGCACCCCAUGGUCCACCUCGACCACAUCAGGAACCACCACGAGCACCUCGGAGUCCACCACAGGCACACCGGUGACCACCACGACCUCCUCAGGGUCCUCCACCGCCUCAGAGACCUCCACGACCAACACAGAGGUGACACCAACCUCCUCAGAGACCUCCACAGCCGCCCCAGUGACCACCACGACCUCCUCAGGGUCCACCACGAUGACAUCAGUGUCCACCACGACCACCUCAGGGACUUCCACGACCUCAGGGACCACCCCAACCACCCCAUGGACCUCCACAACCAGCCCAGAGACCACCACAACCUCAGGGUCCACCACGACCACCCCAGGGACCUCCACAGCCUCACCAGUGACCUCCACCACAGCCACGACCACCCCAGCGACCGCCGUGACCACCCCAUGGACCACCACGACCUCCUCAGGUUCUGCCACCACCACCACAGGGACCACCCCGACCAUCUCAGGGUCUUCAACAGCCACCUCAUGGACCUCCACCACCACCUCAGGGACCACCACCACCUCCUCAGGCUCCACCGUGACCACGUCUGGGACCUCAACGACCUCAGGGACCACCACAGCCACCCCUGAGACCACCCCAACCUCCUCAGGGUCCUCCACGACCACCCCAGAGACCACCACGAUGACAUCAGUGUCCACCCCAACCAUCCCAGGGACCUCCACAACCACCUUGGGGUCCUCCACAACUUCAGGGACCACCAUGACCAUUCCUACAACCACCCCAAGCACCUCAUGGACCUCCACGACCACCCCAGGAACCACCCCAACCACACCAGUGACCACCAGGACAACCUCAGGGUCCUCCAUGACCUCAAUGACCUCCACGACCACCCCAGGGGCCACCACCACCACCGCCCCAUGGACCACCAUGACCACCUCAGGCACCUCCACGACCACCCCUGAGACCUCCACGACCUCCUCAGGGACCACCGUGACCUCCUCAGGGACCACCACCCCACCACCAGUGACCACCACGACCUCAAGGCCCACCACAACCUCCCCAUGGACCACCACGAGCACCUCAGGGACCUCCACGACCACCCCUGAGACCUCCACGACCUCAGUGACGUCCACCACCCCCUCAGGCUCCACCCCAAGCACCUCAGGGACCUCCACCACCACCUCAGAGUCCAUCACGACCACCUCGGGGACACCCACGGCCACCACAGGGACCUCCACGACCUCAGUGACCACCACGAGCUCCUCAGGCUCCACCACGGCCAUCCCAGGGACCUCCACAGCCACCUUGGAGACCACCCCAACCACCUCAGGGUCUACCACGACCAUCCCAGGGACCUCCACAACCACCUCGGGGACCUCCACAACUUCAGGGACCACCACGACCACACCAGAGACCUCCACAACCACGUCAGGGACCUCCACAACCAGCCCAGCGACCACCACGACCACCUCAGAGCCCACCAGGACCUCAGUGAUGUCCACCACCUUCUCGGGCUCCACCACGACCACCCCAUGGUCCACCUCGACCACAUCAGGAACCACCACGAGCACCUCGGAGUCCACCACAGGCACACCGGUGACCACCACGACCUCCUCAGGGUCCUCCACCGCCUCAGAGACCUCCACGACCACCCCAGGGACCACCACGACCUCAGGGACCACCCCAACCAUCUCAGGGUCUUCCACCACCACCUCAGGAACCACCACGACCUCAGUGACGUCCACCACGACCACGUCUGGGACCUCAACAACCACAUCAGGGUCCACCACGACCACCUCAGGGACCACAAUGAUCCCAGAGACGCCCACAGCCACCACAGGGACCUCCACGGCCACCUCAGGCUCCACCACGAUGCCAUCGGUGUCCACCACAACCACCCCAGAAACCUCCAGGACCACCUCAGGGACCACCACGACCACAUCUGGGACCUCAACGACCUCAUGGACCACCACAGAGCCCACCACGACCCCAGUGACCACCACCACCUCCUCGGGCUCCACCACGACCACCCCAGGGACACCCACGACCACCCCGGUGACCACCAGGACAACCUCAGGGUCCUCCACGACCUCAGCGGCCUCCACGACCACCCCAGGGACCACCUCAACCUCCUCAGGGUCCACCGUGACCACGUCUGGGACCUCAACGACCUCAGGGACCACCACAGCCACCCCUGAGACCACCCCAACCACCCCAGGGACCUCCACGACCACCCCAGGGACCACCACGAUGACAUCAGUGUCCAACCCAACCAUCCCAGGGACCUCCACAACCACCCUGGGGUCCUCCACAACUUCAGGGACCACCACGACCAUUCCUACAACCACCCCAAGCACCUCAGGGACCUCCACGACCACCUCAGAGUCCAUCACGACCACCUCGGGGACACCCACGGCCACCACAGGGACCUCCACGACCUCAGUGACCACCACGAGCUCCUCAGGCUCCACCACGGCCAUCCCAGGGACCUCCACAGCCACCUUGGAGACCUCCACAACCACCUCAGGGUCUACCACGACCACCCCAGGGACCACCACGACCUCAGGGACCACCCUGACCACCACAGAGACCACCCCGAGCACCCCAGGGACACCCACGGCCACCCCGGUGACCACCAGCACAACCUCAGGGUCCUCCACGACCUCAGCGGCCUCCACGACCACGCCAGGGACCAACCCAACCUCCUCAGGGUCCACCGUGACCACGUCUGGGACCUCAACGACCUCAGGGACCACCACGGCCACCCCUGAGACCACCCCAACCUCCUCAGAGACCUCCACGGCCAUCACAGGGAGCUCCACGACCGUGCCAGGGACCACCAUGACCCCAGGGACCUCCACGGCCACCCCAGGGACCAGCCCAACGACCUCAUGGACCACCUCAACCUCCUCAGGGACCUCCAUGACUCCACCACUGACUUCCACAACCUCAUGGACCACCACGACCACCACAGUGCCCACCACGACCGUCGCAGAGGUGACACCAACCUCCUCAGAGACCUCCACGGCCAUCACAGGGAGCUCCACGACCUCCACAGAGACCACCCCGAGCACCCCAGGGACACCCACGACCACCCCGGUGACCACCACCACCGUCCCAGGGACCUCCACGACCUCAGGGACCACCACGACCACCCCUGAGACCACCACCACCUCGUGGCCCACCACAACCUCCCCAUGGACCACCACGAGCACCUCAGGGACCUCCACGACCUUCCCAGAGCCCACCACCACCACCUCAUGGGCCACCACCACCACCCCUGAGACCACCUCAGGGAGCUCCACAACUUCUCCAGAGCCCACCACGACCUCUCCUAAGACCACCACCACCACCUCAGUGUCCACCACAACCAUCCCUGAGGCCACCACAACGUCAUGGCCCACCACCACCACCACCUCAGGGACCACCAUGACCACCUCAGGGACCUCCACGACGACCUCAGGGCCCACCACAACCACCUCAUGGACCUCCACGACCUCAGGGCCCACCACCACCACCUCAGUGUCCACCACCACCACCUCAGGGAGCUCCACAAGCUUGAGGAGCACCACGACCACACCAGAGACCCCCACGACCUCAGUGACCACCACCACCACGACGACCAUCCCCGAGGCCACCACGACCUCCUCCUCCUCUGGGCCCACCGUGACCUCCUCAGGGACCACCACCCCACCACCAGUGACCAUCACGACCUCAAGGCCCACCACAACCUCCCCAUGGACCACCACGAGCACCUCAGGGACCUCCACGACCACCCCAGAGACCACCACCACCACCUCAGGGAGCUCCACGACCUCCAUAGGCUCCACCACCACCGUCCCGGGGACCUCCACCACCACCUCAGGGACCACCACGACCACCCCUGAGACCACCACCACCACCACCACCUCAGGGAGCUCCACAGCCUCACCCGUGCCCACCACAACCUCAGGAUCCACCACCACCACCGCCACCACCUCAUGGCCCACCACAACCUCCCCAUGGACCACCACGAGCACCUCAGGGACCUCCACGACCUUCCCAGAGCCCACCACCACCACCUCAUGGGCCACCACCACCACCCCUGAGACCACCUCAGGGAGCUCCACAACUUCUCCAGAGCCCACCACGACCUCUCCUAAGACCACCACCACCACCUCAGUGUCCACCACAACCAUCCCUGAGGCCACCACAACGUCAUGGCCCACCACCACCACCACCUCAGGGACCACCACCACCACCUCAGUGUCCACCAUGACCACCUCAGGGACCUCCACAAUCACCUCAGGGACCUCCACGACCACAUCAGAGACCACCACAACCACCUCAAGGACACCCACAACGACCUCAGGGCCCACCACAACCACCUCAUGGACCACCCCGACCACCUCAGAGCCCACCACAACCACUUCAGGGACCUCCACGACCUCAGGGACCACCACCACCACCUCAGUGUCCACCACGACCACCUCAGGGAGCUCCACAAGCUUGAGGAGCACCACGACCACACCAGAGACCCCCACGACCUCAGUGACCACCACCACCACCACGACGACCAUCCCCGAGGCCACCACGACCUCCUCCACCUCAGGCACCUCCACGACCACCCCUGAGGCCACCACAACCUCCUCUGUGCCCACCGUGACCUCCUCAGGGACCACCACCCCACCACCAGUGACCACCACGACCUCAAAUCCCACCACAACCUCCCCAUGGACCACCCCGAGCACCUCAGGGACCUCCACGACCACCCCUGAGACCACCACAUCCAUCUCAGGGACCUCCACGACCUCCAUAGGCUCCACCACCACCGUCCCGGGGACCUCCACCACCACCUCAGGGACCACCACGACCACCCCAGGGAUCUCCACGACUUCCCCAGUGACCACCACGACCUCAGGGACCACCCCGACCACCCCUGAGACCACCACCACCACCACCCCAGGGACCUCCACGACCUCAGUGGCCACCACCACGACCACCCCUGAGACCACCACCACCUCAUGGCCCACCACGACCACCCCAUGGACCACCACGAGCACCUCAGGGACCUCCACGACCACACCAGAGCCCACCACCACCACCUCAUGGGCCACCACCACCACCCCUGAGACCACCUCAGGGAGCUCCACAACUUCUCCAGAGCCCACCACCACCUCUCCUAAGACCACCACCACCACCUCAGUGUCCACCACAACCAUCCCUGAGGCCACCACAACGUCAUGGCCCACCACCACCACCACCUCAGGGACCACCACCACCACCUCAGUGUCCACCACGAUCACCUCAGGGACCUCCACGACCUCAGGGACCACCACCACCACGACGACCAUCCCCGAGGCCACCACGACCUCCUCAUGGCCCACCACGACCUCCUCGUGGAACACCACGAGCACCUCAGGGACCUCCACAACCUCAGGGACCUCCACAACCUCCUCAGGGACCUCCACGACCACAUCAGAGACCACCACAACCACCUCAAGGACACCCACAACGACCUCAGGGCCCACCACAACCACUUCAGGGACCUCCACGACCUCAGGGACCUCCACAACCUCCUCAGAGCCCACCACAACCACCUCGGGGACAACCACGACCACCCCAGAGACCACCACGACCUCAUGGCCCACCACAACCUCCUCAUGGACCACCCCGACCACCUCGUGGACCCCCUCAACCACCUCAGGUACCUCCACAACCUCCACAACCUCCUCAGGGCCCACCACCAUCACCUCAGGGACCACCACGACCUCACGGCCCACCACAACCUCCUCAUGGACCACCACGACCACCCCAGAGACCACCACGACCUCAUGGCCCACCACGACCUCCUCAUGGACCACCACGACCACCUCAGGGACCUCCACGGCCUUCCCAGAUCCCACCACGACCUCAUGGCCCACCACCGUGCUGACCUCCACCGCAGCUCCUCCUCCUCCACCAGGUGAGUCCUCCACCAGGUGA
This is a messenger RNA of Melospiza melodia melodia, 11208 nucleotides long. RefSeq names its product mucin-2-like. Gene Ontology annotation, biological process: carbohydrate metabolic process. The coding region runs from base 1 to 11208 and encodes 3735 amino acids. The transcript is spliced from 7 exons. The record is from RefSeq and is a predicted model, not a curated record. Lineage: Eukaryota; Metazoa; Chordata; Aves; Passeriformes; Passerellidae. Gene Ontology annotation, molecular function: carbohydrate binding; hydrolase activity, hydrolyzing O-glycosyl compounds.